Messenger RNA from Odobenus rosmarus divergens (Pacific walrus), 1056 nucleotides. It is a transcript of the gene IL15, whose product is annotated as interleukin-15-like. Gene Ontology annotation, biological process: immune response; positive regulation of T cell proliferation; positive regulation of immune response. The transcript is spliced from 7 exons. The record is from RefSeq and is a predicted model, not a curated record. Gene Ontology annotation, molecular function: cytokine activity; cytokine receptor binding. NCBI's taxonomy places the organism in Eukaryota, Metazoa, Chordata, Mammalia, Carnivora, Odobenidae. The coding region runs from base 272 to 760 and encodes 162 amino acids. Gene Ontology annotation, cellular component: extracellular region.
UUUCUCUUUCACUUUUCUUUUCGCUGGGGGUUGGGACUCCCCUGGGUUCGGGGUGCCCACGGGGAAUCCCGGCUGACUCGCUCGUUGCAGUCGAAGCCCAUCGCCACGGAAGGGAGCCGGGUGGCCGCGCCCGUCCGGCUGCGCGGCUUGCCGCCCCCAGCCCUGCAGCCCGGACUCGAUGGAGGAAGUAUUCUGGAUGGAUGGCUGCUGGAAACCCAUUGCCAUAGCCAGCUCUUCUUCAGUACUUAAGGAUUUACCCUGGCAUUGAGUAAUGAGAAUUUCGAAACCACAUUUGAGAAGUACUUCCAUCCAGUGCUACUUGUGUUUACUUUUGAACAGUCAUUUUCUAACUGAGGCUGGCAUUCAUGUCUUCAUUUUGGGUUGUAUCAGUGCAGGUCUUCCUAAAACAGAGGCAACCUGGCAGUUUGUAAUAAGUGAUUUGGAAAAAAUUGACAAUAUUAUUCAAUCUAUACAUAUUGAUACCACUUUAUAUACUGAAAGUGAUGCUCAUCCCAGUUGCAAAGUAACAGCGAUGAAGUGCUUUCUCCUGGAGUUACGUGUUAUUUUGCUUGAGUCCAAACAUCAUCUCCUUAAUGAAACAGUAGAGAACCUUAUCAUCCUAGCAAAUGAUGGUUUAUCUUCUAAUGGGAAUGUAACUGAAACGGGAUGCAAAGAAUGUGAGGAACUGGAGGAGAAAAAUAUUAAAGAAUUUUUUCGGAGUUUUGUACAUAUUGUACAAAUGUUCAUCAACUCUUCUUGAUUAUAAUUGAUCCUCUUCAGCAUUUCUGCUAUUAACAAACAUCUUCCCACGGCUUAAGGGCAAUGAAACUCUCUGCAGUUCACAUGGGCUGCCCAAACCAAUUUUUCUAACAAGAGGAAGAUCCGGAAUUUUGGAUCGGAUGAACUCUUGGAAAUGAAGGCAGAAAAAUGGCAUUGAGUAACAUGGUGUCUAUGAACUGUCCUCAUACUUAUUUUGUUCACUUAGUCUUAAUUUAUUAUUGAAGUUGUACAUAUUUGUAGCAUAAUAUAAAGUAUUGAAUAAAAUUGUGUACCUAC